Molecule: messenger RNA, 508 nt
Organism: Drosophila eugracilis
Lineage: Eukaryota; Metazoa; Arthropoda; Insecta; Diptera; Drosophilidae
Gene: RpL30
Product: 60S ribosomal protein L30
Exons: 3
Coding region: 105-440 (111 amino acids)
Cellular component (GO): cytosolic large ribosomal subunit
Molecular function (GO): structural constituent of ribosome; RNA binding
Source: RefSeq, a predicted model, not a curated record
CGAUGCAACCCUGUUGGCAAACGUGUUACCUAUAUCCGCUCGUUCCUCCUCUUUCUUUUUGCCAUUGUCAGCCGACGAAGUGCUCUUUGACUUGAAAUAUCAACAUGGUUGCUGUAAAGAAACAAAAGAAGGCUCUGGAGAGCACCAAUGCCCGUCUGGCUCUGGUGAUGAAGUCCGGCAAAUACUGCCUGGGCUACAAGCAGACUCUGAAGACUCUCCGCCAGGGCAAGGCCAAACUGGUGCUUAUCGCCAGCAACACCCCCGCCCUGAGGAAGUCUGAGAUCGAGUACUACGCCAUGUUGGCCAAGACUGAGGUCCAGCAUUACAGCGGCACCAACAUUGAGCUGGGAACCGCCUGCGGUAAAUACUUCCGCGUGUGCACCCUGUCCAUCACCGAUCCUGGAGAUUCGGACAUCAUCCGCUCUCUGGAGUCGGCCUAAACUUAUUUUUAAUCUAACAAGACAACACAAUAAAGUUUUGAAUGAGCAGAGAUAAUGUUAAAAAUAAA